AUGGCGCAGCAAGGAGCUCAGCUCGACGGAGCAAAAUUCUGCUGUUCGAUCUGUCUGGAUCUACUGAAGGAUCCGGUGGCUAUUCCCUGUGGACACAGCUACUGUAUGAGCUGUAUUAACAACUUUUGGGAUGGAGAGGAUGAGAAGAAAAUCUACAGCUGCCCUCAGUGCAGACAGACCUUCACACCGAGGCCUCUCCUGUGUAAAAACACCAUGUUAGCAGAUUUAUUGGAGGAGCUGAAGAAGACUGGACUCCAAACUGCUCCUGUUGAUCACUGCUAUGCUGGACCUGAAGAUGUGGCCUGUGAUGUCUGCACUGGGAGGAAGCUGAAAGCCUCCAAGUCCUGUCUGAACUGCCUGGCCUCUUACUGUGAGAAACACCUCCAACCACACCGUGAUGUAGCUCCUUUAAAGAAACACCAGUUGGUCGACCCCUCCAAGAAGCUCCAGGAGAACAUCUGCUCUCGUCAUGAUGAAGUGAUGAAGAUGUUCUGCCGUACUGAUCAGCAGAGUAUCUGUUAUAUCUGCCCUGUGGAUGAACAUAAAGGCCACGACACAGUCUCAGCUGCAGUAGAAAGGACUGAGAGGCAGAGAGAGCUCGAGGUGAGUCGAAAGAAAAUCCAGCAGAAAAUCCAGGACAGAGAGAAAGAUGUGAAGCUGCUUCAACAGGAGGUGGAGGAUGUCAGUCACUAUGCUGAUAAAGCAGUGGAGGACAGUGAGAACAUCUUCACUGAGCUGAUCCGUCUCCUCCAGAAAAGAAACUCUGAUUUGAAGCAGCAGAUCAGAUCUGAGCAGGAGACCAAAGUGAGUCGAGUCAAAAAGCGUCAGGAGGAGCUGCAGCAGGAGAUCACUGAGCUGAAGAGGAAAGAUGCUGAACUGGAGCAGCUCUCAAAUACAGAGGAUCACACCCAGUUUUUAAAAGAUUAUACACCACUAUCACUGCCUAUUCCCUUAAGAAUGCCAUACUUUCCUAUAUAUCCUGAAGUGUACUUAGUGGAUGUAGGAGAGGCUGUGUCAGAGGCUGAAUCUACACUAAAGGACAUUCUGAACAAGACCUGGUCUAAGCGGUCUAUGAUAGUACCUGAAGUCAAUGUUUUACCAUCAAAUCAAGAAGCAGAACCGAAGACCAGAGCUGAAUUCUUACAAUACUCACGCCAGAUCACACUGGAUCCAAACACUGCAAACAAACAUCUGUCACUGUCAGAGGGGAACAGAAAAGCAACAAAAACAAAAAAAUCUUUGUCUUAUCCUAAUCAUGCAGACAGGUUCCUAUGGUGUUGGCAGGUCCUGAGUAGAGAGAGUCUGACUGGACGUUGUUACUUUGAGGUGGAGCGGGAUGGGAGAUGUGCAGUAGCUGUGAGAUACAAAGAUAAUAGCUUCAUGCAAACUACUUCAUAUCAAAGUCCAUUUGGAGACAACUACAAGUCGUGGGCAUUAGAUUGUUGCAAAAUUAUGCAUGUAUUCAGACAUAACAAUAACUUCACAGUCAUCCCGGGUCCUCAGUCCUCCAGAGUAGGAGUGUACCUGGAUCAGAAAGCAGGUAUUCUGUCCUUCUACAGCGUCUCUGAAACCAUGACCCUCCUCCACAGAGUCCAGACUAGAUUCAUUAGGCCUCUCUAUGCUGGAUUGCGGUUUUACGACUCUCCUUUUGAAUCCGCUGCUGAGUUUUGUAAAGUAGAUUGAAGAGGAAAGGUGGGAGUUCAUGUGGUGGCAUUCCUUCUGUCUGUCCUGAUAUAUUAGCUAUUUCUGAUCAGGCUGAUUAAUCAAUCAACAACUUUGAGAAAAUGGAUAGCUGUCAAGUAAAUGAUUGCCGUCAUUUGUAAAGAUGAGCCUUAAACAUCCUGCAGAUUUAACAACAAAGAUUUAUUGCUUAGUUGCAAAAUAACUGAGUUGCUUGUCUUGAAAAACGAUGAAAUUAUUGUCCUGUGUUUGUAACCGAUCAUAUUCUUGUUAUGACUGUGUGAAGAUUUGUGGACGUAAACAAACUUUUACAUUUUAUAAUAUCAGCUUUUAAUCUGUGUAUUACAAUACCUGAUAACUGGCUCCAG
Messenger RNA from Scomber scombrus (Atlantic mackerel), 2048 nucleotides. RefSeq names its product tripartite motif-containing protein 16-like. Lineage: Eukaryota; Metazoa; Chordata; Actinopteri; Scombriformes; Scombridae. Bases 1 to 1683 code for a protein of 560 amino acids. Gene Ontology annotation, molecular function: protein binding; zinc ion binding. The transcript has a single exon. The record is from RefSeq and is a predicted model, not a curated record.